AUGUCUGGAUCACCCGACUCUCUUUCACCUCUGCGUGUUACAUCACCAGAUGCACCGGAACUACCAGCCAAAAAGGAUUCUUCUGAAGAGUACCCCUCAUCACUAAUCGACAAAGAUCAAGAGGAACUUCCCGAGACAGAGAAGGGGAAAAUUUCUGAAUUUCUGAAGAAGUUCAACUCCCUAUACAAUGAAGUAAUAGAAGAUCAUCACCAACAAGAAGAUCUGAUCGGAUUCUGCUUCAUUUUGAAGCCUUACAUCGACAGUUACAAGAAACAUCUCUUUUUUUGGAAUGAAAUUUUUAGCUAUUCAAGAAUUUGGACGUUUGUUCUGCAAGUCUUGGGGGAGACAAAAGAAGUUGCACUGAAAACCGAUGCCUUUUAUGUCUGUAGAGACAUUGCUGAACAAUGGAGUCAUUCGGACAACAGCGAAAGUGUUUUCAGAGGAAGAAGAGCGGAGUUUUAUGUUCAACGGACUCUCAGCAUUCUGGAAAUGGCGGAAAGCACCGAGAUCGUUUCGAUUGUCGAUAAUAUUCUUCAUUAUUUCGCAACGAGCAAUAAAGGGACGGAAUCCAUGAUCACUAAUGGAUUGUUCAGAAAAGUAAAGAAUCAUUUGAAAAGAGCAAGAAUGAGCAAAAACUUGGCUAUUGAGCUGUCACCCUGCCAUCUUUCCGAACUUCUUAAGAAUAUUGAACGCAAAAGAAGCAUGGUAGACUGGAUUAUCAAGAGGCUUCGGGACACCUCGUCUCCAAAAACGGAGCAUUGUGGAACAUUCUCCUAUUAUAGUGGCACUUGUUUCCUAGUUACAACCCUCGAAACGGUAAAUUGUGAUGACGUGAUUGCGAAGCUUCUGCGAGAUUACUAUCGUUCUGUUCGUCUUGGUGGCUUAUCUGUUCUGCAAAUUUUAUCAUGUGCAGUCGAAGCGUCCUACCAAAAUCCAGAGCACGCGAUUCACACUGGUGUCCUUUUUGAGUUUUUGGAAGGAAAGAACUAUGGAAUGGAUAUCGAGUAUAAACGAGGAGGAUUUACCAGUAUACUAAUGAAAUACAUUCUCAAAAAUGUUCCUGAGAUCACGGAGCUCUUCUCAUUCACUCAAAUUCUGAACGAUGAGCCCAUCUCAUCAAUCAUGCUUGAAACAAAGGAUGGAUUCGAGGAGGCGAUCCACUUCAAAGUGUUAUUGGAUCAGUUGGCGCCAUAUCCUCUUCUUCUGGCAACAGAUAAGAUGGAUACUGCGGUCUACAAGCUGAAAUCGUUCUGCACAAAAACGGUUGAAGGAGAUAAUGGACACGCGCUAGCAUUUGUCUGGAAAAAUGGUCGCUGGUGGAAGAUGAAUAGUGGACGAAAAGAAGCAACUGAUUUCAGUGUCACUUCGGUUGUGAACGAUAUCUUGAUUGCAAUUUACGAGAAGGAUGAGGAGACCAUGUGA
Messenger RNA from Caenorhabditis remanei, 1422 nucleotides. RefSeq lists its product as uncharacterized. The transcript has 4 exons. The record is from RefSeq and is a predicted model, not a curated record. Lineage: Eukaryota; Metazoa; Nematoda; Chromadorea; Rhabditida; Rhabditidae. Bases 1 to 1422 code for a protein of 473 amino acids.